AUGAGUCUCGAAUUCUACUUCCGGAACUCUGGCAUCUCGCCGGCGAACCUCCCUUACGCUUCUGCCCUUUCUUCAUCAGCAUCCUCUUCCACCUCCUCCGUAUUCUCGGAUGCCGCGUCACAAGCAUCCACCACGAGCUCGACAUCAUGCCCCUCCAACUGGGAGUCGGAUGAAUGGAGCUCCAGCACCGGGCAGACCGCCAUGGCAACUGCUGUGAACUUCUCAAACGUAGCUGCACUUCAGCCCAUCAGCCGUGUCAGCAGCUUCCCACAGUACCAGGCCUCAGCGUGCCGAGAGACUGCCCAGGAAAGGCUGCCAUCAUUGCGUCAGGUUGAACUUAUUACCCCAGUGGAGCAGCGACAACACCCGCGACGAUCGUCAACCACGGUCCAGCGCGCUCCUCCUCAGUUGGUUCGACAAAGCGACCGAAAGGUUAACUUCGUCGACUGCCUCGUCGAUUCCGCAACCCAAAUGGUUGAGGUCAUUUGGCAGCUUUCUGAGCCCAAGAGCCGUUGCGAGACUGUCGCUGGACGUGGUGUGCUUCCCCUGCGCACCUUUAUCCAGGAGACUCUCCGCCGUUCUCGCACCAGCUACUCCACCCUGCAGGUAGCCUUGUACUACUUGAUCCUUAUCAAGUCGCACCUGCCCAAGCACGACUUCACUAUGCAGCAGCAAUCAGAAGAUGCAUCCAUGCGUGCUUUGCAGUGCGGACGUCGCAUGUUCCUUGCGGCGCUCAUCCUCGCCUCAAAGUAUCUCCAGGACCGCAACUAUUCUGCACGCGCAUGGAGCAAGAUCUCUGGCCUCAAGGUCUGUGAGAUCAACACCAACGAGAUGGCCUUCUUGGAGACCGUCAACUGGAAGCUUCACAUCACAGAUCCUAUCUGGGAGAAAUGGCAAGAGGUUGUUCUGCGACACACUCCUACCCAACCCCCGCCUGCUCCGGGAGCCAGCCUUCCCAACACCUGGAAGGAUGUCAUCCCUAUGCUGACACCCGAGUUGGAGAUCGUCACCCUCAAGCCAAAGGCGGCGCCAGCUACACCAGUGCGUUUUCCUUUCAGGUCAGCACUAAGCUUCGGUGCGUCCCGUACGCCAACUUCGGCUGGCCACGGAUCGCAGGAGGGCACCCCUACACCUGCUCUUUACCAAGCUCCUCGCUUCCUCGAGCCCAAACCCGAUCUGCUUCCCCCGACUCCCAUGCGUCUGGGUCCCCUGCCUACGCCUUCGUUGACGCCUCAGUCUGUUGCCAGCUCUACUCCUGCAGCGAGUGCUCUGGCAAUGGGCUCGCGCCGUCCUUCGAUGUGUACAGCUAUGCAGCAAGCACAGUGCUCGUCCCUGGCGCGCACCUGUGUCGACCAGUUCAACCCAAGCAUCAGGAACGGACUCGAGGCAUACCACUUCCCGAGCCGCAGGCCUUCGCUGGCACCAUCUGCCUCCUCGAUCUCCUCAUCCCCCGAGUCGAUGAUCACGGACAACUCUCGCUCUUCCCGCGCAUCGUCAAUCUCCUCAGUCUCGUCUGUCGGUUGGGCGCCACCAAGCCAGGCCAGUUUGGCCCGGCUGGCGACGUGCCGCAACGCGAAACUGCCUUACCCUAUGCUGUCGAAGUGUAACGAGUAUGCUCCCAGCGAGCCCACAUCCUCUCCUGAGUCUGUAGACCGCUACCAGAUCGACGAUGCUGAUGCAACCUCCAUGGUUGAUAGUCCUGUCUCCAGCGAGUCCAUUAGUCCCUCGCGCAAGCGUGGCAGGUCGUCUACCAUUGAUCUCCAGCACAGUGUCCGUCACUUGCUGAAUACGUCCCGCCCGAACUUCACCCUCCACAGCCAGCCAACCGUCCUGCCUGAUCGAUCCAUUGCCCAGCCAUCGUUCUCAACAUACGAGCACGAGUUGAAGGGGCUGCAGCCGCCCAAGACCUUUGCUCCCGAGUGCUCUCGUCUGCCAGUGCAGAAGGCCUCGGGAAAGAAGCGGACCUGCUGCUCCACCGAGGCGGCACAUGCGUACCACAGGCAAGGCCCUGGCAUGUGGAACGGUGUACUAUUGUAA
This is a messenger RNA of Didymella exigua CBS 183.55, 2037 nucleotides long. RefSeq lists its product as uncharacterized. The coding region runs from base 1 to 2037 and encodes 678 amino acids. The record is from RefSeq and is a predicted model, not a curated record. Gene Ontology annotation, biological process: regulation of cyclin-dependent protein serine/threonine kinase activity. Gene Ontology annotation, molecular function: cyclin-dependent protein serine/threonine kinase regulator activity; protein kinase binding. Lineage: Eukaryota; Fungi; Ascomycota; Dothideomycetes; Pleosporales; Didymellaceae. Gene Ontology annotation, cellular component: nucleus; cyclin-dependent protein kinase holoenzyme complex. The transcript is spliced from 2 exons.